CGUUCUUUCUGGAGUACACCAAACUCGCGUUUUCCCCUUAGGGAGACUUCAGUCCGGCAGGGAGGAACACUGAGAUAGUGCACUUUUCUCCGCGUAACGGCGUGAAAUCAUACAGAAGGUACCAUCAUACGGCCAUUCGGAAAACAACGCGAAACAUUUACAAGAACCGAGUACAAGAGCAUAGAGCUUUAAACAAGACUCCACCCUAAAAAAAAAGUGAGACCCGUAGCGAGGCCGAGCGGAGAGCAUAAGAAUGAGUCAACACCCACGCCUGCACCAGUCGAGCGCUGCCUCAGCCGCAUCCAACUCCUCUCUCGCACCGGACAAGGACGCCGACAUGCCCGCCACGGAGAAAGAUCUGGCCGAGGACGCGCCAUGGAAGAAGAUCCAGCAGAACACGUUCACUCGCUGGUGCAAUGAGCAUCUGAAGUGCGUGAACAAGCGCAUCGCAAACCUGCAGACAGACCUUAGCGAUGGUCUGCGCCUAAUCGGGCUGCUCGAGGUGCUCAGCCAGAAGAAGAUGUUCCGCAAGUACAACCAGCGGCCCACCUUCAGGCAGAUGCAACUGGAGAACGUGUCAGUGGCGCUGGAGUUUCUCGACAGGGAGAAUAUUAAACUCGUGAGCAUAGACAGUAAAGCCAUUGUGGACGGGAACCUGAAGCUCAUCCUUGGGUUGAUAUGGACCCUCAUUCUGCACUACUCUAUCUCCAUGCCCAUGUGGGACGAGGAAGAGGACACAGACGAUGCCAAGCAGAAAACGCCAAAGCAGAGGCUCCUGGGCUGGAUCCAGAACAAACUGCCCGAGCUGCCUAUAACCAACUUCAGCCGGGACUGGCAGUCAGGCAAAGCUCUGGGAGCACUAGUGGACAGUUGUGCUCCAGGUCUGUGUCCGGACUGGGACUCCUGGGAUCAGACAAAGCCUGUGGAUAACGCCCGCGAGGCUAUGCAGCAGGCUGACGAGUGGCUUGGUGUUCCUCAGGUCAUCACUCCAGAGGAAAUUGUUGAUCCCAAUGUGGAUGAACACUCGGUUAUGACAUACCUGUCACAGUUCCCUAAGGCAAAGCUGAAGCCUGGUGCCCCAUUGCGCCCAAAACUCAACCCCAAAAAGGCUCGUGCCUAUGGCCCAGGCAUUGAGCCCACUGGUAACGUAGUGAUGAAAAAGGCCCUGUUCACUGUGGAGACAAUCAGCGCAGGCCAGGGGGAGGUGCUGGUUUAUGUAGAAGACCCAGCUGGCCAUCGUGAAGAGGCUAAAGUCACUCCCAACAAUGACAAGAAUCGCACUUACUCAGUAGUCUAUGUUCCUAAAGUAACUGGUUCACAUAAGGUAACAGUGCUGUUUGCAGGACUGCAUAUUUUAAAGAGCCCAUUUGAAGUGGAGGUGGGGAUGGCUCAGGGUGACUCCAGCAAGGUUACUGCCCAGGGGCCAGGUCUUGAGGCUGUGGGCAACAUUGCCAAUAAAACCACCUACUUUGACGUCUAUACUGCUGGUGCUGGAAUGGGAGAAAUUGAGGUGGUCAUUAUUGAUCCCAGUGGAAAGAAGGACACAGUACAGUGCCAAAUUGAGGAUAAGGGCAACAGCAGCUACCGCUGCACCUAUAAACCCACCCAGGAGGGCCAGCAUACAAUUUACAUAACGUUUGCUGGGGGCCAGAUCUCCAAGAGCCCGUACACAGUCAGCAUUGGAGAAGCAUGUAACCCAAGUCUCUGCAGAGCUAAAGGGCGUGGUUUGCAGCCCAAAGGCCUGAGGAUCAAGGAGACUGCAGAGUUUAAGGUCUAUACCAAAGGAGCUGGCACUGGAGAUUUGAAGGUCACCAUCAAAGGGCCGAAGGGUCUGGAGGAGCCCUGUAAGAGGAAAGAUUUUGGAGAUGGAGUCUAUUACUUUGAGUAUUACCCCACCACACCUGGAAACUACAUCAUUACCAUUACCUGGGGUGGUCAGCAUAUUCCUCGCAGUCCAUUUGAGGUGAAAUUAAGCAGUGAGGCUGGGCCACAGCAGGUGCGGGCAUGGGGCCCAGGCUUGGAAGGUGGCAUUGUUGGCAAAUCGGCAGACUUUGUGGUGGAGGCAGUUGGAGAUGACGUUGGCACUUUGGGUUUCUCUGUGGAGGGCCCAUCUCCAGCUAAGAUUGAGUGUGAUGAUAAGGGUGAUGGCUCCUGCGAUGUGCGCUACUGGCCCACUGAGCCAGGCGAGUAUGCAGUACAUGUACUCUGUAAAAAUGAGGACAUCCAGCACAGCCCCUUUAUGGCUGAGAUCAAACCAGCACCAGACAGAGACUUUUACCCUGACAAGGUGAAGGCCUAUGGCCCAGGACUUCAGAGCACUGGUCUGGCUGUUGGAAAGCCAGCAGAGUUUACAGUGGAUGCCAAACUUGGAGGCCAAGCACCUCUAAAGAUUCAGGCCCAGGACAGAGAUGGAAACCCAGUUGAUGUGCAGGUUAAGGAUAAUGGUAAUGGGACAUACAGCUGCAGCUACACCCCGCGCAAGCCCAUUAAGCACACAGUCAUGGUGUCUUGGGGUGGGGUCAAUAUACCAGAAAGCCCCUUCAGGAUGAAUGUUGGAGCUGGAUGCCAUCCUAAUAAAGUGAAAGUGUCUGGACCUGGUGUUGCCAAGACUGGUCUGAAGGCUUUCGAACCAACAUAUUUCACUGUGGACUGUGCAGAGGCUGGCCAGGGUGAUAUCAGCAUUGGGAUUAAGUGUGCUCCUGGUGUUGUGGGACCAGCCGAGUCUGACAUCGACUUUGACAUAAUCAGAAAUGAUAAUGAUACCUUCACAGUUAAAUACACUCCCCCAGGAGCUGGCAGCUACACUAUCAUGGUGCUGUUUGCAGACCAGCCUAUUCCAAUGUCACCAGUCAGAAUUAAAGUGGAUCCCUCUCAUGAUGCCAGCAAAGUCAAAGCAGAGGGACCUGGUCUUAGUCGCUCAGGUGUGGAACUAAACAAACCAACUCAUUUUACUGUGAAUACUAAGGGUGCGGGUAAAGCCAAGCUGGAUGCUCAGUUUACUGGCCCCAACAAGGGUGAGGCAGUGAGGGACUUUGAUAUCAUCAACAACCACGACAACACGUACACUGUCAAAUAUACUCCAGUGCAACAAGGUAAUUUGGGUGUGAAUGUAACUUAUGGCGGUGACACCAUUCCCAAAACUCCCUUUGCUGUGCCUGUUGCUCCUUCCCUUGAUCUUAGCAAGGUCAAUGUUUCAGGCCUUGGCAACAAGAUGACCGUCGGAAAAGACCAAGAGAUUACAGUCAAAUCGAAGGGUGCAGGUGGUCAGGGUAAGGUUGCUGCAAAGGUGACUGGACCUGGUGGUAAAUCUGUGCCCUGUAAGGUGGAACCAGGGUUGAGCCCAGAAACCAGCCAAGUUCGCUUCAUCCCUAGGGACAAGGGACCCUAUGAGGUGGAGCUCACUUACGAUGGUGCUCCUAUCCCAGGAAGCCCUUUCCCUGUUGAGGCUGUAGCUCCCACUGACCCAUCUAAGGUCCGUUGUUCUGGUCCAGGUUUGGAGCGAGCUAAGGUUGGAGAGACCGGCCAGUUUGUGGUAGACUGCACCAAUGCUGGCCCUGCUGAAUUAACCAUUGAGAUAAUCUCUGAUAAUGGAACUGAAGCCGAGGUGCACAUCCAGGAUAAUGGAGACGGAACUUAUACCAUCACCUACAUUCCCCUAUAUCCUGGAGCGUACACUCUUACCAUCCGCUAUGGUGGCCAGGAUGUGCCAAACUUCCCAUCAAGACUAAAUGUGGAGCCAGCUGUUGAAACCAGUGGUGUAAAAGUCUUUGGACCUGGAGUUGAAGGCAAAGGGGUUUUUAGAGAAGCUACCACGGAUUUCACUGUUGAUGCUCGUGCCCUAACAAAAACUGGUGGCAAUCACAUCAAGACCUGCAUCAACAAUCCAUCUGGAAACUGCACCGAGGCUCUUAUUAGGGACGUUGGGGAUGGUACCUACAAAGUAGAGUACACUCCCUAUGAAGAAGGUCCACAUAAUGUAGAGGUUUCUUAUGAUGGUGCCCCAGUACCCAACAGUCCAUUCCGUGUACCUGUAACCGAGGGUUGUGAUCCUGCACGUGUGCGUGUGCAUGGUCCAGGACUACAGGCUGGCAUCACCAACAAACCCAACAAAUUCACUGUAGAGACACGUGGGGCUGGUACAGGAGGCCUGGGCCUAGCUAUGGAGGGACCAUCAGAAGCCAAGAUGUCCUGCACUGAUAAUAAAGAUGGCAGCUGCUCUGUAGAGUACAUCCCAUAUGAGCCAGGAACAUACAACCUUAAUGUUACAUAUGGUGGAAAACCUGUCACUGGAAGCCCAUUCUCUGUGCCUGUUCAUGAUACUGUUGAUCCCACGAAGGUCAAAUGCCAAGGCCAGGGUCUUGGAACCAAUGUACGAGCUAAUAUCCCUCAGGUCUUCACUGUAGAUGCCAGCAAGGCAGGAGUAGCUCCUUUACAAGUCCGAGUGCAGGGGCCCAAAGGUGUUGUGGAGCCAGUUGAGGUGGUGGAUAAUGGAGACCAGACUCACUCUGUAAGCUAUGUGCCCACCAAGGAAGGGCCAUAUUCCAUUAAUGUGCUGUAUGCUGAUGAGGAGAUCCCACGCAGCCCUUAUAAGUUGAAGGUUUUGCCCACACAUGAUGCCAGUAAGGUGCGUGCCAGUGGCCCUGGUCUUAACACUACUGGAGUGCCUGCCAGCCUGCCAGUGGAAUUUACCAUUGAUGCCAAGGAUGCAGGAGAGGGACUUUUGGCUGUCCAGAUUACUGAUCCAGAAGGGAAGCCCAAGAAGGCCAACAUUCGUGAUAACCAGGAUGGGACUUAUUUAGUCUCCUAUGUGCCAGAUAUGACUGGUCGCUACACCAUCCUUAUUAAAUAUGGUGGAGAUGAAAUCCCAUAUUCCCCAUAUCGCAUUCGAGCUAUUCCUACAGGAGACGCCAGCAAAUGCACAGUCACAGUCUCAAUCGGAGGUCAUGGUUUGGGUGCUGGAGUCGGUCCCACUAUACAGAUCGGGGAACAGACCGUUAUCACUGUGGAUGCAAAAGCUGCUGGGAAAGGGAAGGUGACCUGUACAGUGUGCACUCCAGAUGGUGCUGAGGUGGAUGUGGAUGUGGUUGAGAAUGAGGAUGGAACCUUUGAUAUCUUUUAUACAGCGCCUCAACCUGGAAAGUACGUCAUCUGUGUACGCUUUGGAGGCGAACACAUUCCCAACAGCCCCUUCCAGGUCAUGGCUUUGGAAGGUGCCUCCCCUGACCAACUUAUGCAGCAGACGCAGGUCCCGCAGUACGCCUACGCGCCCAACAGGGGCCAGCCAUGGGCAACUGACAGAGCUAUGGGAAUGAACGGACUGGAUGUGGCUGGACUGAGACCUUUCGACUUGGUCAUUCCAUUUACUAUUCAGAAGGGAGAGAUCACGGGUGAAGUAAGGAUGCCUUCUGGAAAAGUGGCCAAACCAGACAUUGCAGAUAACAAAGACGGCACAGUAACUGUGAAGUUUGCACCUACUGAGGCUGGACUGCAUGAGAUGGAUAUCAAAUAUGAUGGAAUACACAUUCCAGGAAGCCCACUGCAGUUCUAUGUGGAUUAUGUCAACAGUGGUCAUGUGACUGCUUAUGGCCCUGGUCUCAUUCAUGGCAUGGUCAAUAAGCCUGCAGUUUUCACUGUUAACACCAAGGAUGCUGGAGAAGGUGGCCUCUCUCUGGCCAUUGAGGGACCGUCAAAAGCUGACAUCAGCUGCACUGACAACCAGGAUGGUACUUGCACUGUGUCUUAUCUUCCUGUUCUACCUGGAGACUACAACAUUAUUGUCAAGUAUAAUGACAAACACAUCCCUGGUAGUCCCUACGUGGCAAAGAUCACAGGAGAUGACUCCAUGCGCAUGUCCCAUCUGAAGGUGGGUUCUGCUGCUGAUAUCCCAUUGGACAUUGGAGAACUAGACCUGAGCCAGCUGACUGCCUCCCUCACCACUCCCUCUGGUCGUGAGGAGCCAUGUCUGCUCAAGAUGCUUCGUAAUGGACAUGUUGGUGUCUCAUUUGUGCCUAAAGAGAUAGGAGAGCACCUUGUGAACAUUAAGAAAAAUGGCCGCCACAUUCCCAACAGCCCCAUUUCUGUCAUGAUCAAACAGUCAGAGAUUGCUGAUGCCAGUCGUGUUUGUGUAUCUGGUCAGGGUCUUAGUGAGGCUCGCACAUUUGAGCCAGCUGAAUUUAUCAUAGAUACCAGAGAUGCAGGGUAUGGAGGCCUUAGCCUAUCCAUUGAAGGGCCCAGUAAGGUGGACAUUAACACUGAGGAUCAAGAAGACGGAACUUGCAAGGUCACAUACUGUCCCACUGAGCCAGGAAACUAUAUCAUUAAUAUCAAAUUUGCUGACCAGCAUGUUCCAGGCAGCGCUUUCACAGUGAAGGUGACCGGAGAAGGCAGAAUGAAGGAGAGUAUCACUCGCAAGAGGACAGCUGCAUCUGUUGCCAAUGUUGGCAGCCAGUGUGACCUGAGCCUGAAGAUUCCUGAAAUCAGCAUUGCCGACAUGACAGCCCAGGUGACCAGCCCAUCUGGGAAAGUGCAUAAGGCGGAGAUCAUGGAAGGAGAGAACAAUACUUACUGCAUUCGUUUUGUUCCAACUGAAAUGGGUGUUCACACUGUUAGCGUGAAGUACCAGGGGCAGCAUGUACCAGGAUCACCAUUCCAGUUCACUGUAGGUCCUCUGGGAGAAGGAGGGGCACACAAGGUCCGUGCAGGAGGCCCUGGACUGGAGAGAGCAGAGGCUGGUGUUCCAGCUGAGUUCAGCAUAUGGACUCGUGAAGCUGGAGCUGGAGGUUUAUCCAUUGCUGUGGAAGGACCCAGCAAAGCAGAGAUCGCUUUUGAAGACCGUAAGGAUGGAUCAAGUGGCGUCUCCUACGUUGUCCAGGAGCCUGGAGACUAUGAAGUGUCCAUCAAGUUCAACGAUGAGCACAUCCCUGACAGUCCCUUCGUGGUGCCUGUCGCCUCACCCUCCGAUGAUGCUCGUCGCCUUUCUGUUGCCAGUCUUCAGGAGUCCGGUUUGAAGGUGAACCAGCCAGCUUCUUUUGCUGUGAGUCUCAAUGGAGCAAAGGGAGUUAUAGAUGCUAAAGUUCACAGCCCAUCGGGAGCGUUGGAAGAGUGCUGCGUCACUGAGAUUGAUGAAGAUAAAUAUGCAGUAAGGUUCAUUCCUAGGGAGAAUGGUUUGUACCUGAUUGAUGUGAAAUUCAAUGGCUCUCACAUCCCUGGAAGUCCCUUCAAGAUCCGUGUUGGAGAGACGGGCCAGGCCGGAGACCCAGGAAUGGUGUCUGCUUAUGGAGCUGGUCUAGAGGGAGGAACUACUGGAUCCCCAUGUGAAUUCAUUGUAAACACAAGUUCAGCUGGUCCUGGAGCACUGGCUGUGACCAUUGAUGGACCAUCAAAGGUGAAGAUGGACUGUCAGGAAUGCCCAGAAGGAUACAAGGUCUCUUACACACCAAUGGCUCCUGGAAACUACCUGAUUUCUAUUAAAUAUGGUGGACCAUACCACAUUGUAGGCAGCCCCUUCAAGGCAAAAAUUACAGGUUCUCGUCUGGUCACAAGCCACAGUAUGCAUGAGACCUCUUCAGUAUUGGUUGAUCCUGUUACCCGUAGCGUGUCCUCCACCCAGCAGGCAGCACCAGGCUGGGGCAGCUCUGAUGCCAGCCGUGUGGUGGCUAAGGGCCUGGGGCUCACAAAGGGCUUCAUUAACCAGAAAAAUAGCUUCAGUGUAGACUGUAGCAAAGCAGGACGAAACAUGCUUCUGGUAGGAGUGGAUGGUCCUAAAGUACCCUGUGAGGAGAUUCUGGUUAAGCACCUUGGCAACCGACUCUAUAAUGUGUCCUACCAGCUGAAAGAGAAGGGCGAGUACAUCCUGGUGGUGAAAUGGGGUGAUGAGCAUAUUCCUGGGAGCCCAUACUACAUCACUGUCUAAAUGUUAAUGCCUCAAGUUAUAAGCAGCCACUGCAAGACUCCUGCAUACCAAAGAUACAUAAACACUGAAUGUUCUCUUGCUGUCUCAUUAUUUUCCCCUUUAGUUUGUACUACUUGUUUCAAUUUGUCUGAUUUCAUACUCUUAGCACAGGCAGACUGUUCUUGUUCCCCCAUUGCAUUCAACAGUACUGUUUAAGUAGGUGCAGGUUAUGGUGGCUCAUAUUCUUCAAGGUCUACACUGAUUAGACUUGAGGUCACUGCAGCAGUGCACUUGCCUGUUUUAGGAUAGGAGUUAAACUGUCAGUAGCGACAGAAAGGAUGAAGAGUUGCAUCCUUUAUAAGAGCACAGUUUGGCUUGCAACUGGGUGAUGGGACAGUAUUACUUCAUAAUACCGCUCGUGCCUUUCACACAACAGGUUCAGAACUGGUGCCGGUUUUGUGGCGUUCCCAAUUUUCUUUGGUGUGUGACUUCUAUUUUCCAUUGCACUUUGUAGAGCUGAGCACCAUCACCUUUCAAUGAUAAGAAUCUUGUAAUGUCAGAAAAAGUAAGACAUCUGUGCAUUAAUUACGAUUCAUUGGGCCAGAGACUAAUUAAAGGGGACAAGGAUGUUAUUCUUGACAUUUCCAGAAAUUAUUCUGAUUUAUAAAUGCAAAUUAUUUUUUUCUUUGAAAAGAUUUCUCCUAUUGCACUUGCUCUCACUCCUCUGACUCAUUUCUUUGUCCUUGUAUUACCAGUAUUGCAUAAAUAAAAAAUAAAAAAAAUCAAUGUUUUAAAAGUUACAGUAUUUUGAUAAUCAAUAAAGUUUUGUCCUAAAUAUGUCAGUCUGAA
Molecule: messenger RNA, 8740 nt
Organism: Tachysurus vachellii
Lineage: Eukaryota; Metazoa; Chordata; Actinopteri; Siluriformes; Bagridae
Gene: flna
Product: filamin A, alpha (actin binding protein 280)
Exons: 47
Coding region: 254-7912 (2552 amino acids)
Biological process (GO): actin cytoskeleton organization
Molecular function (GO): actin filament binding
Source: RefSeq, a predicted model, not a curated record